AUGGCAGGCUUACUAAGAGCGACACCACGUCCACGUCUCUGUUUCAUAAUCUGUGUUUCUUCCAUUUUACUCCUCAUCCUCUUCUGCAAAGAAUUAAGAGACAGGCAGCACGAGGAGAGGCACAAAAGAGACCUGGACUACCUUCUGAACUCCACAGAAAUCCCUGCAGAGCACAUCGACCCGGCUGCCAUCGACCUCACCCCCCUGGUCAAUACUUUAAUAAAUACGAGCCAAUCAGGCUCCCGUCAGCUCUUCUCCCUCCUCAGCGUGACAUCCUACAGCUCUCUGGCUCUCCAUAAGCUCACCCUGUUGGUCUAUAACAUUUCCAGCAUUCAAAGUUUAGAGAGUAACGUAUUCAGGAGGAGAUUCUGCUACUGUGUCACCAAUGAAACCAACGACCUCACAGACUUUACGGCCAUUCUCCUGGACGUGAUGGGAAACUCAACAAGUUACCUGCAGGAGAUCUUUAAAUCUGCCUCCAUAUUAUCAGUAAGCCAGAGGAACAACUCGGACUGUAUUUACAUCUGUGUGAUGGCCGGUAAGAUGGGCAGGGAGGUUCCGGAGCUGUGGGAGGUUGACUCCAUCAUCCCACUCUUCAACCAGACAAUCGUGGAAGGACCACACAGAGGUAACGUCUCCUCCAUCAGACUCCCCGUGGAAUGGAGCCAACUGCCCACGAAUCUGAGUCACGUCUCUCCAUCUGGGAUGAGCUCCAUGUUAACCAGCAGAGUCCAUUCGACGGUACAUGUUUCAGCUCCUACAGUGGAGGAAACUGCUGCUCCAUCAACCAAAAUCACAGAAACAUCUCCACAACCUGCAACCAUCGAGCCCCAACGUCAGACUACAGCCGACAGACCUGAGACAACAACACAGACAACGCCACAAACAACGCCACAAACAACGCCACAAACAACGCCACAAACAACGACACAGACGACACAAAGAGCAACCACACAGGAAGUAACGAUACACGCAGUGGUGAAGGCACAAACUAAGGAUACAGAAAAAUCUACAUUCAUGACAAUGUUACAACCAGUCACAUCAACAGAACCCACAACAACCCGACUGGUUACCACGGCAACUGUUACUUCUACAACAACAAUUACGACCCAAACAUCCACAGCAUCAACCGACGGAACGACGUCCUCACCAGGAAUUAGUCUGACCCCGCUGACUUCAGCCUCACAGCAUCAAAGUAGGACAACCCGGUACCCGACUUCCACUGCUUCUCCAACAAGGCUUACACCCUUCCAACACACUGAGGGACCCAUACUGGCAGAAAGGACUACAGAACCUCUUAGCAAGAGAACUACAAUACCCAGCAAGACAGUGGAAACAGAAAAACCAGGUUGUCCCUGGAGACGGCCGGAUCGGACGGACGCCUCGGCCUCCUUGGGCAGCACGACGACCGUCAGCGCUCACAAGCUGCAGCCCUGCGUCUUCGAGCUCUGCAAGUUCUUCUCUCAGUGUCUCUGCAGACCGUUCAGCCACAAGACGCGCAUGAAAAGAUACUGUGACGACAGCCACCUCUGGUAUGAAAAACACACGUCGGAGGUGUGUCGGCGGGUCAGGAGAGUCUCCUUCUCCAGAAAUCUGAAACAGAGAUGCCUGAUGAAGAUGUGCAAUAAACUGUGA
This is a messenger RNA of Labrus bergylta (ballan wrasse), 1635 nucleotides long. Its product is annotated as HERV-H LTR-associating protein 1. NCBI's taxonomy places the organism in Eukaryota, Metazoa, Chordata, Actinopteri, Labriformes, Labridae. The record is from RefSeq and is a predicted model, not a curated record.